UUUCCCAGACGCUCGCGUGGAGCAGCGCGUUCCCAGGGGGGAGGAGAGGCUGGGCUCGCGACAGCCCGCAGAUCAAACUUUAGUUUUGAAGCAAAGAAAGCCACCGUAUGUUGAUUUUACCUUUGUCACUGAAGAAACUUUUCAAAAACAGCAGCUUGUGUUCGGUUAUCGGUGGAAAGUUUUUUUUUGUCUGGUGAGUUAGCGCGCGGCUGCAACUUCAGGACCACCGGCUGUCCAGUGUUCGCGUGGAGAUCCAUCAAGCAAUUUGGGUCGACGGGAUGUCGCUGUGAUAGAUGACGGAUUUAAAGUGGCUGGAGAGGAAUGCACUCGACCAGGGAUGGCCUGGCGAGUGUGGUCAAAAGUCUGCUGUGGUCAAAAAUGGCUUCUCCUCCUGUCCCCGUUCUUCCUCCUAUUCCUCACCAUUGCUGUGAUGACGACGACUCUCCCCAUUCCUUCGCCAAUCUUUAGCAUCGACCGGCGGACAUCCCGAGCCCUGAGCUCUGCCGGGGAGUUCGGAUCGAGGAGGCCCGGGAUCGCGGAGCUCCCUCCUGCCGUUGCCUUCCGGCAGCCUCUCGCUCACAUCCACAGCGGGGCCUGGAAAUCCAUCGCUGAAAAAGAGACGUCUAAACAUUUAGUGGCACCUAACCGUUUCGGAGACGCUGCUGGCGAUGACAAAAACAGCAUCAAAGAGAGGAGUCACGCAGACUGGCACAGAAAUAAACACAAAAGCAGAGGCAUCGCUCCUGAAAGGAAAGCAAUCGCAGGCGCCAGCCAGCAUCCAACCACUCGUCAUCAUCCCAAUCUCCCGGAGUUUACCGUCAACAACACAGGCCCAAAGUUUAGAAUUAAGCCAAGCAACCGCAGCUCUGUGGUAAAGCACACUGCACUGACAUACAUACGUCUGAAGCAGAGUAAAUCUACAGCAGCACGUAUAUCUGCUCCUGCAAAUACUCUGAUAGGUGACAGACAAGCUAGAGACAGACAGGCAGACAGAUGGGAGGGUAAACACACAAAUGCAGACGCACAAAUACAUGGCAGCCAUACAACUGCAGAGCUAUCUGAACAUCACCAAGCUUUGAAAAAACACAGACAGCUCUCUGGGAAAACUGACAAAGUCAAUAAGGAGCAGCAGGCUGUGAAAAAGCCUUCGGGGGAUCUGAGGAAACGUCGUAAUCUCUCAGGGGAUCCGGCUGACGCAAAGAAGGGUCCUGGGUCGCUGGAGCAAAGAAAGGCUUUGUCCAAACCAGAGGCAGCCAUGAAGAAAGAUGACAGUAACUGGAGCUUUACAGAGCAAGACUUCCCGGAGAGCAACCGCAGGAGGAUCAGGAUUAGUUCGGGUCUCCGGUCUCUCCCCUGGCUCAGCGAGGAUGACAUCCAGAAGAUGGAGCUCCUGGCUGGGGGAGAGGUGGUCAGUAAGGCCAGGGUGCCUGCACAUGGACAGGUACUUCAGGUGGCACUGGAUCCCCCUGCACACCAGCAGCAGCCUUCACAGGAAAGGGAUUCCCCUGAGCAUGGAUCUGUCCAAAGACAUCCAGAAUCCCACAGUGAGCGCUGCCAGCGGGGGCACUGCUCCCUGAUCAAACGCACUGAUGACUGGUUUGAAGUGUUUGCCUUCCACCUGGAUCGGGUCCUGGGACUCAACAGGAGCCUCCCCGCUGUGCUGAGGACUUUCACCAGUGAGAUUUUACCGUACCGGUACAUCAGGGGUGUCCCCAGGCCUGUAGUCUGGUGGGAUCCGGACAUCCAACACCUCUCUGACGGAGACAACGACCAGAACUCGAUACCCCUCAGCUGGAUCCAGUACCAGAAGCUGCUGCAGGCCCACUGUGGGAGUGAAGCAGACCCGACGUCAGCACCCUGUGUGGGAGUCCAGCACUCAGAGUGGGGCAGACUGGCUCUCUUUGACUUCUUACUGCAGGUGAAUGACCGGCUGGACAGGUACUGCUGUGGUUUCACACCUGAUCCCACGGAGCUGUGUGUGGAGAACCUUCUGCACGACAAGUGUGCAAACACCAAGGACCUGCUGCUGGUUCACAUCCUGGUGAGGAAGGCCGAUCCUUCCAGACUGGUGUUCAUCGAUAACGCCGGCCGGCCGGAGCAAUCCGAUGACAACCUGAACUUCAGGCUGGUUGAAGGCAUUGAUGAGUUUCCAGAGCGAGCCGUGUCCGUGCUGCACUCGGGCUGCCUGGAGAGUCUUCUUCUUCGCUCCCUCUACACAGACAGGGAGUUCUGGGAGAGCCAGGGGGGAGCCAGCGGUCUCAGGCCUCUGAUCCGCACCGUGGGGCACAGAGGGAAGAUUCUCCUCCAGCACAUCCGGGACAAGAAGCUACAGCUGGAGAGGGACCUCUGACUGAGCUAAACAGACCAAAUUAGAAACAAGAAAUCCAAACAUCAUCUGGGUUAAUAAACUGAUAAUCAACAUGACAUUUACAAAAUGGUGAAACUGAUUCUGAAACACAGCGGAUAAGCUUGAAAGUCGAAGAAAACACUUUUAUUAGGGCUUACACAAUUACAAUUGGUUUCAAACCCAAGUGUGCUAUUAAUAUAGCUUAAAGUUUUACUUAUAUGUUUAUAGAAAAACCAGUCAGUGAUGCUACUUUUGCCUCCAAAGGUUUUUGUUUUGUUUGUGUGUGAUGUACAGCUAAGCUCGUUGCAGACUUGUGCUUUAAACUGAACUAACUAUCUAACAUCAUGUAUCUCCAGCUAUAGCUUGCUGAUUUAAGCGUUAUGAUUACAGAUUUGUGUAAAUAUGUUUUAAAGAAGGAACUUUUUGGUUAAGGAGCGUUCAGCCGCACUCACGCAGGAUGUGAUUGUGAAGAUAUUGUGUUUUUUUUUUUUCCAUAGAUAGGAUGACUGCACCCAUCCAACUUCAACAUCGUCUUUAUUGUCCCUGAGGGGAAAUUUGUUUUGUAGCCAGAAACAACAUUACAAAAUAAUGAAAUAGAUUCAACCUAGUGAUCAUCAGGUAACUACAGAGACCUUAAAGUCCUCAAAAAGUAAAA
Labrus mixtus (cuckoo wrasse) is the source of this 3002-nucleotide messenger RNA. It is a transcript of the gene gask1a, whose product is annotated as golgi associated kinase 1A. The transcript is spliced from 7 exons. The record is from RefSeq and is a predicted model, not a curated record. The coding region runs from base 338 to 2350 and encodes 670 amino acids. Gene Ontology annotation, cellular component: Golgi apparatus. NCBI's taxonomy places the organism in Eukaryota, Metazoa, Chordata, Actinopteri, Labriformes, Labridae.